UAAAUUUUUAUUCAAAAAGACCAUACAAGCAUAAAACAGAUUGGUAUUUAAUUUUUGAUAGUAAUUUAAUCGUACAGUAUUAAAUUAAAGAGAGUUAUUAAAAUAAGACCCCCUUCAUAUAGCCGCCUAUAGGUCUGCUAAAGACGUCAAAGUACAUCGGGGAAAAACUAGGCUAAAGAUUGAAAAGUGAAUAAACAGCAAAAUUAACUUUAUGCUUAGUAGAGAACUGUACUUUCAACCAACAAUCUGCUACCCUUAGUGUUUUUUACAUGCAAUUAGACUUGUGCUAUUUAUGAUCAAAGAAAUCACUGAUUUCUUGUUUCGAAAGGUGGCUGAAUGCGUAAUUUAGUAAACAAGUUCAAAUGUCUGACAUGUCAGUCAUCGCUCUGGUGCACGCUCUGAUGUUGAUGUAUUAAGUUAGUCUUAGUCAGUCAGUGUAAACCGGUAGACGUUAGAGAAUUCAUUUCUACUUGUGUUCAUAGUAAAUGCUAAUGUUCUAAUAUCAUUACCUAAUAUAAUAGUAUACCGUGGCAAGUGAAGUGCAUACAACAAUGAAUGAAUUAGCAUCGUAUUUUAAAUUCCAAGAACUAUGUGACGUGUUAGAAGCCAUAUCUGCAGCUAAAAAGCCAAAAGAGAAAAAGGAUAUAUUAUCCAAAUUCAUCCAGCAAUUUAAAUCAAAAGCUGUUAAGCUGCAGCCCGAAAUAUCUAACAGCAGUUUUUUUCCCAUCUUAAGAUUAAUACUGCCCCAUCUUGAGCGAGACCGCGGUCCUUUUGGAAUUAAAGAGUUUUCCUUUGCUAAGAAGUUAAUAAAUAUGUUGUCUUUAAAACCAGAUGGACCUGAAGCUUCUUGCCUUCUCAAUUACCAAGGUCACUUCAAAAAUGUUAAUAUAAAAGAUUUUGCGGAUGCAGCCUUUUGGAUAUUAAAGAAAUAUUAUUAUAAAAGUUCAAGUCUAACUAUUCUCGAUAUAAAUAAUGGUUUAGACAUGCUAGCACAACUACAUUCGUCAGCGGAACCUCGAAAGUUUGAUGAAACAUUGUUUAAACUUUUUCGUGCCACUUCCGCUAAAGAACAAAAAUGGUUGAUAAGAAUAAUUUUAAAGGACAUGAAACUUGGGAUAGGUCAGGACAGUAUACUCAACACGUUUCACCCCGAUGCUGUCGAGUUUUAUGCUUCAAACAGCAGUCUUACAAAAGUUUGUGGCACUUUAAAAGAUUCAUCUAUACGAUUAAACGAGAUAGAAAUAGAAAUAUUUACAGCCUUCAGAGUCAUGUUGUCUAAACGAUGUGACGUAAAUGAAUUGGUAAAAAUUAGCAGUAGUCCAAACAUGCUUUACUAUGUUGAAACAAAAUUUGAUGGUGAAAGAUUUCAGUUACAUAUGAAAGAUAAUACUUUUAAAUACUUCUCUCGUAGAGGAUUUGAUUACACUGCCACAUUUGGCGACUCUUUUGACAAUGGACUUUUUACUCCCCUUUUAAAAAAUUGCUUUGUUAGCAAUGUUAAUAGUAUAAUUCUUGAUGGAGAAAUGAUGGGAUGGAAUACGAAAACACAACGUUUCGGCUCUAAAGGCAUGAACUUCGACGUGAAAAACUUAACAGAGUCUACCACCCAUCAGCCUUGUUUUUGUGUCUUUGAUAUUCUAUUAAUCAAUGAUCAGGUAUUAACAAAUAAACCACUAAAACAGAGAACUAAAAUUUUAUAUGAAAAUUUAAAACCUAUAGAGGGGGUAAUUAUGCUUAGUAAGAUUGGAAAGGCCACAUCUCAAGCAGACCUUGUUAAUGCUUUAAACACAUCAAUGGACAAUGAGGAGGAAGGAAUCGUUAUUAAAGAUCCCAAUUCUGUUUAUAAGAUGAACGAUAGAAAUUCGGGUUGGUGGAAAGUAAAACUGGAAUACUUCGAGGAUGUUAUGAGUGAUUUAGACGUAAUAAUUCUCGGUGGAUUUUAUGGCUCAGGAAGACACAGACUCAACAUUCGAAUCUUUUUAGUUGGAAUAGGAAUGUCAGCUUCCGGUAAACCCCCCAAAAGAUUUCUUGCUUUCGCAAGAAUUCAAACUGGAUUAAGCGAUGAAGAAUAUUCAGUUUUAGAUAAAAAAUUAGGUCCAUUUUGGAGAAAAAUGGGUGACGAUAAUCCGUCUAAUUACGGAAUCAAAUUCGGUAAAGACAAACCGGAUGUAUGGAUUCCGCCAGAACAUUCAUGUGUUUUAUUAGUUAGAGGUUCUGAAUUAAUAAAAACCUCAGACUUUCCCUCAAAGUAUACUUUACGAUUUCCUAGAAUUCUCAGUAUACGCAACGAUAAAGCAUACUACGACUGUCUAAAUGAUCAAGAACUAGAAGAUUUAACAAUAGGAUCAAAACACGUAGAAAAAUUAAACAAAAGACAUCUUGAACUGGAUGAUCUACAGAUUAUGACAAAAAAAAGAAGAAAAGUAAUCUUAAAAGCGAAGAAUUUGAAAGAUAUUGAAGUUAAACGUAACAUCCUGGACGGUUACGAGUUUAGAGUGUUAACUGGGAAUAAGGAGUUCAGUAAAGACACAAUAGAGAAACUAAUUAUCGAAAAUGGAGGUAAUGUAGUUCAAAAUGAAGGGAAUAAGACAUUUUGCUUAGUAGCAGGUUACAAUGAUCCUAGAAUUCAAUUUUAUCAAGAGAAAGGUCAUUUUUGCGAUGUUGCUAAAUUAGAGUGGCUUUUGGAAGUUAUAAACAGUGGACGAUUUAAAAUGUACGGGCCCUUUGAUUUGCUCUCCUUCACCCAUAAAACUCGUCUACAGUUUUUGAGAGAGUAUGAUCAAUACUUCGAUUCCUAUACCCAAGAAGCCACAGAAGAAUCGAUUAGAAAAUCAGUACAAUUAAUAAAAAAGAAAGGACAUUACAUAAAUUUAAUGCCUAAUGAAGUUGCCGAAUUAUUGCGAGAUUUAGAAAACGCUACAAAUUGAAAUUUUAUACCAGUAAUCAAGUAAAUGUAACAUACAAUUGUGGGUAUACAAUGUAAAAAACUAUUAACACAGUAUAUAAAAACCCCCAACACCUAGUUUUAAGUAUAAAAAAUGUCUAUAUUUAUAGGCACAUUUGCCAUUUUUCCUUAGUAAAAGGGCAUGACUUAUCUGGUGUAAUAUACACAUAAGAAAAGAAAAGAAGUGCCCUUUCUGUGAAACUAAUGUACCUACAGGAUUGA
Molecule: messenger RNA, 3166 nt
Organism: Agrilus planipennis (emerald ash borer)
Lineage: Eukaryota; Metazoa; Arthropoda; Insecta; Coleoptera; Buprestidae
Gene: DNAlig4
Product: DNA ligase 4
Exons: 1
Coding region: 552-2927 (791 amino acids)
Biological process (GO): double-strand break repair via nonhomologous end joining; nucleotide-excision repair, DNA gap filling; DNA biosynthetic process
Cellular component (GO): DNA ligase IV complex; DNA-dependent protein kinase-DNA ligase 4 complex
Molecular function (GO): ATP binding; DNA ligase (ATP) activity; DNA binding
Source: RefSeq, a predicted model, not a curated record